AUGGCUAGAAAGUGCCCCGUGUGUGGGUCAAGAAAGUGGAAGAGAGAUAGAGUCACGGGAAAUGCUGUGUGUGAAGACGGACAUGUGCUUCAGGACUACCGGUCGGAGCUGCUGGUCAUUGAUGGUGGUGUCAACUUUCAACUUCAACGGAGAAGGACUGCAAAGGGUCCUCGGAACAACAAACGAAGGACUGAAGGUCGAAAGAACAAAGAGCUGUACCACGGGAACGAGGCAGAGUACAUGAAGAUCCAAGGUCUUCAGCUUCUUAUUCGGCACCAGAGUCACACAUUGAGCAAGCUAUGGCAGCUUCCUGAAGCUUUCGAGAUGAUCGUCCGAGAUCUUUGGGCGUAUCAACUCUCCAUUUCUGUCCUCCCCGACAUUCCUGCUCCCCCAGUAGCCGAAGAAGAGACUCCAAUCCAGCACUCAAAGUGUCUUCCCGAACUACGCAUCGACCCGGAUCCCCAGCCGGAUACUCGCGACGAACAUUCCUCUUCCGGUUCUCAAUCCGACUCAGACGAGGGCGAAAGCGAGCCGGAAGAUAACAUCGAUCCAGAGCUCUUGAGGGAUCUAGAGGAAGGGGACGGUGACGGCGAGGAUGUUGAAGAUGGAGCGAAAGAGGACAAGAAUACAAGAGGAGAUGCGCGGUGGAAGCGGAAGAGACGGUUGAGAGCUGCAGAUACCAUCACUACCUUGGUAUUGGCGCUGUGGAUGAUGAGGGUGCCCGUCAUGGGAUCCGACAUUGAAAGCCUUGUAAACUCGGUUCAAAUACCGUAUGUCGACUUUGGUCAUUCCACAUACAUUCCCGAGAACAUGAAGAAACGCCUCAAUCGCAGUGUUGUCCAAGCGCUAUCUCCUCGGAGAUCACCUAGUCCCAGCAAGAUUCACGACUCGUGCAGAAUCUUUGCCCGAAUCCUGUAUCGAAAGUAUGGCGUACAGGUGCCGCUUUUCAACUUUCACCCUGUCAGCUGGAGUAUCGUGUCCUCUCUCGGUAGUGCUCCAAUGAUACAUGCUCUCCUGCUUCGCCUGAUGGACUUGAUCUCGGUACCUUUUCAUCUUACCACCCAUGAUCUCAGCACCAUUACCCGCAAACAUCGUACACAAUCCUCCUACAAGUCUCGUUCAAAGGCCAAACCCAAGACCAGAUCACAAUCACGUCCCACUGCCGACGACGAAGAGGGCGAUUCAGACCAGGAAGAUGCUCCGAGGGAUGAACAGGAGGAGGGACCGAGGUGGGAAAAGUAUGAGCGUACAAAGAGAAUGUACGACGAGCUCCCACCGGAGCUGAGUAUCGUUUCUGCGUGGGUCUUGUUGAUGAAGCUUGUGUACGGACUCGAUGGUCAACCAAGAGCCGCACUUUUGUCGCGAGAUCCUGCCAUUGGGCUGCCAAAAGGUGAGAUCUGGCUUCAUGAGUUGGAUAGAAGGUUGGGCGAAGGUAUUUUGAGCGCAAGAAAAAAGGCGCCUAGAAUAUCCCAAGCCGAGUUUGUGAGCAUGGAGGACACCGAUAUCGAUUCCUUCCUCAACAACGCCGAACACGUUUUGCUAGAUCAUCAUGCCCCCGGAUCUGACGCGUCCCAUUUCCCACUCCCCCCUUGUCCACCCGUCCUGAAGCCCAACAAGAACUCCUGGACCGCCUUCCACUCUGACCUCACACCGGUCGUACACACCCGUCCUCCCCUGGCUCAAAGCUCGCAAACAUUGCCUCUCAUGCCUGGCGAGAAGACCCGGUCUUACGAUACGAAAGACGCUUCUGGACUCUAUCCCCGCGAGAUGGAGAUUGUGCUCAAGAGUGCUGGUGAAGCUGUUGGAUUUGAUUGGAAAGAAGUUGGGAAAGUCGUCAAGCAUUGGGAGAGAAAGCUAGAGAAGGUGAAGGGUGAGAGACGGAAAGCAGGCAGAUCUCUUGUGUCGGGCUAUCGCCGUACCAAACAUCGACCUUCCAAACGACCCUCUCGUCCCCGCACAGGAUCAUCGCGACAACCAACCAGCCGUGAUCCAAGUCGAGCGAGGUCAAAGAAACGUACAGGGAGCACGUCAGUGCUAGCAAGUCGGGAAGAUAGCAGGGCUCGGCCCAGGACGAGGGCGUCUUCGCGUGCGGAAAGCGAGAGCUUUAGGGGAAGCAGGGAGCCGAGUCGGGUUAGGGGAAGUGUACCUGGCACGCCUGUUCUUUCGAGGGCGGGGAGCAGGUCGAGGCAGAGUACGGGUAGUCCUAGGACGGCCAGACGGCUUGCUGAGAGGAGCAGGGACAGUAGUCAGGUUAGGUGA
Molecule: messenger RNA, 2259 nt
Organism: Cryptococcus amylolentus CBS 6039
Lineage: Eukaryota; Fungi; Basidiomycota; Tremellomycetes; Tremellales; Cryptococcaceae
Exons: 10
Coding region: 1-2259 (752 amino acids)
Biological process (GO): RNA polymerase I preinitiation complex assembly; nucleolar large rRNA transcription by RNA polymerase I
Cellular component (GO): RNA polymerase transcription factor SL1 complex; RNA polymerase I core factor complex
Molecular function (GO): RNA polymerase I core promoter sequence-specific DNA binding
Source: RefSeq, a predicted model, not a curated record